Scomber japonicus (chub mackerel) is the source of this 1049-nucleotide messenger RNA. RefSeq names its product transmembrane protein 65-like. Gene Ontology annotation, cellular component: mitochondrion. Bases 1 to 774 code for a protein of 257 amino acids. Gene Ontology annotation, biological process: cardiac ventricle development; regulation of cardiac conduction. The transcript is spliced from 7 exons. Lineage: Eukaryota; Metazoa; Chordata; Actinopteri; Scombriformes; Scombridae. The record is from RefSeq and is a predicted model, not a curated record.
AUGCUCCCCAGCCUGCGGAGAGUUCUACGGCCCGCUCUCUCUCUCAGAGCCGGGACCGGGCUAACCAGAGCCGGACUCAGCAACCACCAAACACCCGCCCUUGGAUCCCCCGCCCCCCGACUCGCCUCAGAGCCGCCUCUCUUUAUGCUGGUGCAGCGGUGUAACCUGGGAACACACCCGCUGAAGGAACCCGUGGAGCCUCUCAACUCACCCCGGGGGGCCAAGGAGUUUAUUUAUAGCCUGCAUCCGUCUGAGCGCACCUGUCUGCUGCGGGAGCUGCACAAGUUCGAGUCCAUAGCCAUUGCUCAAGGGCAGCUGGAAAUUGCACCACCGACUGCAGCACAGUUAAGAUAUGUUCUGCUGCACAAUGCGCUCCCUUUUGUUGGAUUUGGAUUCCUGGACAACUGUAUCAUGAUAGUUGCUGGCACACAUAUUGAGUUAUCUAUUGGCGUGAUCCUUGGCAUUUCCACUAUGGCUGCUGCUGCUCUUGGCAACCUGGUGUCUGAUCUGGCAGGACUCGGGCUAGCAGGUUAUGUGGAGGCUCUGGCGUCUCGGGCAGGGAUGCAAAUUCCUGACCUGAGUCCAAAGCAGGCUGAUAUGUGGCAGACCAGAGUCAGCUCUCACUCGGGUAAAGCCCUCGGUGUCGGGAUCGGCUGUAUCCUUGGCAUGUUUCCUCUUCUGUUCUUCAAGGAUGACGAUGAGAAAAAAGACGGGAAGAAGGAGGCGGAGGUGAAAACAGAAACACCUGCUACAACAGAGAGCAGCGAAAACUGAAACUGUCAGCUCGCCGGAGACAAAUACUAUUUGGAAUCCAUCAGAAUGCUUUUAACUGGGACUGAUGGGCCUCACCUGGAGGAGUGGAGUGUAUGGAAAUGUCACUGAACCCCAUACAGUUUAAUUACUGAUAACUUUCCCUUACAAGGCUCAAUUAAACUAUGAAAUGUAUUCUGAGGAGGAUUUUAGAUAUUAUUUGAUGGUGAACUUAAGCACAGGGACCUGACUGUCUCUUGAAGAGACAAGAGACUGUUGAUUUAUUGGACUGCUGCUAC